Ornithodoros turicata is the source of this 1416-nucleotide messenger RNA. RefSeq names its product acidic mammalian chitinase-like. The coding region runs from base 109 to 1233 and encodes 374 amino acids. The record is from RefSeq and is a predicted model, not a curated record. Gene Ontology annotation, cellular component: extracellular region. The transcript has 8 exons. Gene Ontology annotation, molecular function: chitin binding; chitinase activity. Gene Ontology annotation, biological process: carbohydrate metabolic process; chitin catabolic process. NCBI's taxonomy places the organism in Eukaryota, Metazoa, Arthropoda, Arachnida, Ixodida, Argasidae.
CCGCGCGUGGGACGACCCGCCCAGAGAGGUUGUGCUAUAUUAUCUCACGUUCCAUAGGUGUUUGAAAGCACUCGAGCGAUCGUCGGAUAUCACUCCAGGAGGGAAAGAAUGAAGGCAGCUGUGGUGGCGUAUUUGGUUUGUGUAUGCACGUUUGCAGCAAGAAGAGUGUAUUCGGUGACCAAUAAUGAUUCAGGCCCACAUUCCCUCAGCAGAGUGUGCUACUACGCUCCCGGAUCACCUUCCCCAUCCCCGACGGAUCUGGAUCCGAUGCUGUGCACUCACAUAAUCUUCGGCUUUGCGGACGUUGGGAAGAACAACACGCUCAUCCCGACGCACCCGGAUGACGUCAGCAAAUACGUCAAACUCACUGGGCUCAAGAACAUCAAUCCCGAUCUCAAAGUGAUGCUAUCUGUUGGGGGCGGAGGUUAUGGCAGCCCUUUUAGCAGGAUGGCCAACAGUUCUGAAAGCAGACAUACUUUCCUCUCAUCUGCUGCCCAUCUGCUUCGAAACUAUAACUUCGAUGGCCUCGACAUUGACUGGGAGUUUCCAGCUAAAUCAGAGAGAGAAAACCUGGUCCUGCUGUUAAAGGAAGCCAGAAAGGUUCUCAACCACCUUCUACUUUCAGUUGCUGUGGCUUCCACAGAAACCAUAAUUGACACAGCCUACGACGUUCCUGGUCUGGCAAUGUACGUCAAUUUUAUCAACCUGAUGUCGUAUGACUACCAUGUGUAUCAGCCAUAUCUGCCAUUUACGGGACACAACAGUCCACUUUUCCAUCGUAAAGUAGAGCAGGGGUAUUUCUCUACUUUGAAUACGGCAUGGUCUGCGGAAUAUUGGGCGUCGAGCGGGAUGCCUCGUAACAAGAUAAUGGUCGGCAUUCCGACAUACGCACGGACAUUUACGCUGCUCGAUCCCGCCGACCAUGGAUUUGACGCUCCCGUUUCAGGGAUUGGACCUGGUGGCGGAAGCGUGGGCUAUCCAUGGGUUUGUGACUUUCUCCGGAACAAAAGCACAUCAGUAUUUGAUGAUGAGAGCCAAGUUCCGUACGCUUACAAGGACACCACUUGGGUUGCCUAUGACACUUUUGCGAGUAUUCGUUCAAAAGUCAUCUGGGUCAAAGCACGGCAGUUUGCUGGUGUCAUGACUUUUGACCUUUGCAAUGAUGACACAACUGGUUCAUGCAACCAAGGAAAAUUUCCACUGCAUAAUAUGAUUGCCAAGAUGCUUACGUAAUUCAUCAUUACCUGCACGGCAGAAACUUCGCAAACCACGAAAGCUUACAAUCACCUUUUUGAUUACUGCCACACUGCAAAGCAUCACCAUCACACAAGUCGUGCGAGUAAUUUUGAUCAGAAUCAUUUUGUCAUGUACAAACCCAUAAUUUUAUUUGUUUAAAAUAAAAUGUUCCACUACAUA